Molecule: messenger RNA, 7295 nt
Organism: Nannospalax galili (Upper Galilee mountains blind mole rat)
Lineage: Eukaryota; Metazoa; Chordata; Mammalia; Rodentia; Spalacidae
Gene: Traf3
Product: TNF receptor associated factor 3
Exons: 13
Coding region: 320-2068 (582 amino acids)
Biological process (GO): positive regulation of JNK cascade; protein K63-linked ubiquitination; regulation of canonical NF-kappaB signal transduction
Cellular component (GO): plasma membrane signaling receptor complex
Molecular function (GO): zinc ion binding; tumor necrosis factor receptor binding
Source: RefSeq, a predicted model, not a curated record
CAUGGGGCUGCCCGGGGAGCAGGACGCGGCGGACGGCGGCGGAGGAUGCGCCCGGCGGCGCUGAUCGGCCGAGCGCGCGGGCCGCGGGAUGAGGAAACUGAGGCCCAAAGAAAUUACGCCACUUGGUUGAGGUCCCAGAGCAGAUCAGAACCAGAUCUAGGAUCAGAACCCUGGCUCCUGGCUCUCUUCCCCUGAGACUCACUUUCCUGACGACAAGGUACGGACCCCUCCACUACUUGAAGGGUAAGGCUGGCACUGCCUGGUGCCUUUGUGGAAGCCUCUUCCUCAUUCUUGAACUUCCUCGACCUCCUCACAGUGCAUGACACAGGUACGCUGCCAGAAAUCAGAAUUUCUCUUUCCUAACAUGGAGUCGAGCAAAAAGAUGGAUGCUGCUGGUGCACUGCAACCCAACCCACCACUGAAACUGCAACCAGACCGUAGCACGGGGUCAGUGUUUGUCCCAGAGCAGGGAGGCUACAAGGAGAAGUUUGUGAAGACGGUGGAGGACAAAUACAAGUGUGAGCAGUGCCGCCUGGUGCUCUGCAACCCCAAGCAGACCGAGUGUGGGCACCGGUUCUGUGAGAGCUGCAUGGCCGCCCUGCUGAGCUCCUCAAGUCCAAAAUGCACAGCGUGUCAAGAAAGCAUCGUCAAAGACAAGGUGUUUAAGGAUAAUUGCUGCAAGAGAGAGAUUCUGGCCCUUCAGAUCUACUGUCGGAAUGAAAGCAGAGGUUGUGCAGAGCAGCUGGCGCUGGGACAUCUGCUGGUGCACCUAAAAAAUGAGUGCCAGUUUGAGGAACUUCCCUGUGUGCGUGCUGACUGCAAAGAAAAAGUAUUGAGAAAAGACUUGCGGGAUCACGUGGAAAAGGCCUGUAAAUACCGUGAGGCCACAUGUAAUCACUGCAAGAGCCAAGUUCCCAUGAUCACCUUGCAGAAACAUGAAGACACUGAUUGCCCCUGUGUGGUGGUAUCCUGCCCUCAUAAGUGCAGUGUCCAGACUCUUUUGAGGAGUGAGUUGAGUGCACACUUGUCAGAGUGUGUCAAUGCCCCCAGCACCUGUAGUUUUAAGCGCUAUGGCUGCGUUUUUCAGGGGACAAACCAGCAGAUCAAGGCCCAUGAGGCCAGCUCCGCGGUGCAGCACGUCAACUUGCUGAAGGAGUGGAGCAACUCCCUGGAAAAGAAGGUUUCCUUGCUGCAGAAUGAAAGUGUUGAAAAAAACAAGAGCAUACAGAGUCUGCACAAUCAGAUCUGCAGCUUCGAGAUCGAGAUCGAAAGGCAGAAGGAGAUGCUACGGAACAACGAGUCCAAAAUCCUUCACUUACAGCGAGUAAUAGACAGCCAGGCAGAGAAACUGAAGGAGCUUGACAAGGAGAUCCGACCCUUCCGGCAGAACUGGGAGGAGGCCGACAGCGUGAAGAGCAGCGUGGAGUCCCUCCAGAACCGUGUGACUGAGCUGGAAAGCGUGGACAAAAGUGCAGGGCAGGCAGCUCGGAACACAGGCUUGCUGGAGUCCCAGCUGAGCCGACACGACCAGAUGCUGAGUGUUCAUGACAUCCGCUUGGCUGACAUGGACCUGCGGUUCCAAGUCCUUGAGACCGCUAGCUACAACGGCGUGCUGAUCUGGAAGAUCCGUGAUUACAAGCGCCGGAAGCAGGAAGCCGUCAUGGGGAAGACCCUGUCCCUCUACAGCCAGCCUUUCUACACAGGCUAUUUUGGCUAUAAGAUGUGUGCCAGGGUCUACCUGAAUGGGGACGGGAUGGGGAAGGGAACACACUUAUCGCUGUUUUUUGUCAUCAUGCGCGGAGAAUAUGAUGCUUUGCUGCCGUGGCCAUUCAAACAGAAAGUGACACUCAUGCUGAUGGAUCAGGGGUCUUCUCGGCGUCAUCUGGGAGAUGCGUUCAAGCCCGACCCCAACAGCAGUAGCUUCAAGAAACCCACUGGAGAGAUGAACAUCGCCUCUGGCUGCCCCGUCUUUGUGGCCCAAACUGUUCUAGAAAAUGGGACGUAUAUUAAAGAUGAUACAAUUUUUAUUAAAGUCAUAGUGGAUACUUCGGAUCUGCCUGAUCCCUGACAAGUAACUGGGGAGGUGGAUUUAGCAGAAGCUAACUCCUCCGGGGGGUUGGAUCGGUCUGUCUUCACGGAGGUCCUCGCGCUCAGAAAGGAUCUUGUGGAACAGAGGAAGCAACAAGAGGAGGAUGCGUGGCCAGCGGGAGGAGCCGCUCGUGAAAACAGACCCGACGCGCUUUCUAAGUAGACUAGCCACACUUCACUCUGAAGAGUUAUUUACCCUUCAGCAAGAUAAAUAUUACUGUCAGAGAAGGUUUUCAUUUUCAUUUUUAAAGAUCUAGUUAAUUAAGGUGGAGAACAUAUACGCUGAACAAAAGAAACAUGAUUUUUCUUCCUUAAACUUAAACACCAAACAGGAAAACACAUGUGGGGCUAGCUGGACAUGUCAGCAUGUUAAGUAAAAGGAGAACUUAGGAAAUGAUAAUGCCAUUCUGAUAUAUUCAUCCUAAAAUUCAAGAGUGCAAUCUUGUUUCAAAUAUAGUAUAUUGUCUAUUUUUAAGGCCUCAUCUGGUCUCUGUUUUAAUAAUUUGUUUGUCAGAAGACCCUGAAGUAAACCUAGGUCUUUUUUGAAAGUCUCUAAAUUCAGAAAUCUUUUUUUUAAUUUAAAGUUCUACAGAUAAUUGUUAUUGCAAACAUUUUAUUUUAAAACGUUGAUAGACUGAUAUUUCUUGGAAGAAAAUGUAAAAUAUCAAACACUGGUUAUCACUUGUGAUAGGAAAGAGAAUAUUCAACCUGUUGUUAUUUCUCGUUAGAAAUGUAAACCUCAAUACCUGUCGUAGUUAAUGACACUACUUCAAAAUUACUAUGAAAGGGACAUUGCUCAUGGAUGCUGUGCAUCAUUUUCAGACUUAAUUGUUUUCACCCUAAAAUAGGGCAUUAGUUGAACUUUGGAGUUCUAACAAAAUCCUGUAGGUUUUUAAAAUUCUGCCCCAUGUUUAGACAAGCUCUCUGUUGUUGACAGCACCGACCUCGGUCUUCAGUGUCUGGGAUGGGCUGGUGGCCUGCGCGAGGCCCCAGCGGGCAUUCCUCAUCCUGUCAUCCUGUGCAUGCGGCUAGUGGUCUCCGAUGGUGGCAUACGGUACAUGUGCCUUAGAUGUGACAUGCUGCUUUUCGUCCCUGGGUUAGCAUCACCAUGACUCUGGAAAGUGAUAGUUUAACCAGACGUCUCUCUCCACUCCAAAUCUUGUCUCUGCUAGGGCCCUCAGAGAACUUGGAACCUGCCGGAGGGGAAGCCAGGCUCCGCCGGCACCGUCCGUAGCCUCUGCUGCUAAAGACCCACAGAUCCCAACUCUAGGCCCCCAAGUGCAGCUCGGCCCUACCCCAGGGAGGCAGGUGUGGAGCAGAAGCCACACCCCUUCAUGUCCCCACCCGGGCUCUAAGAGCCCACACAGCAUGAAGGAGAAACACCCCCCCCCAGAGCAUUCCAGAGACCACUGCUCUGGGGGCCUAUCCAGGCUGGCCAAGAGCAGCCCUGGCCUCCCCAUCAAACAGGGUAGUGGGCCGAUGUCCCAGCCUGUCCUGCCCAGACGGCACUCUUGGCUCACUGUUUACGUCUCUCGAUGGUCCAGCUGUGAUAGAAGCCUGGAGCCCUGCCCCGGUGCCCUUUUGCUACGCACCACGCUUCAUGGUGCUCUUACACUGAUGGGUGCUACACGCGACGGGUGCUUCUUAGGCAAAACCAAUGUGUGCAAACCACCAUAUCUGUGCCACUUGCCCAAAAGGCGUGCCCACAAUUGGCCAGCUGGGCGUGCACUUCGGACUGCCUGCCUCUGGGCUCUCCCCAUGGUGGCGCGGGGACAGCUGGGUUGGUCCCCGGUGGCCCACCUCGUCUCUGGUGCUGCCGUCUGUCCUGGGUGUGCCUUCGCCCCAGUGCCUGCUGGAAGUGCCCUCCUCUCGCACACUUGUCCCACGCCUCCAUGAGCGACCUCCUGCUCUCAAGCACCUGCCCUGCCCUUCCGUGGCUGAAACACUUGUUCUCCACCUGCCACUCCUCUCUCCACUCUCCUGGGAUUGCUGUGGGGUAAGUCAGCGACCUGGUUCUGCCCUAGGGGGAAUAAUCUCUGCUUAUAAGGAAAGUCUGUGCACCGUCCCUUCAGAGACGUCCCCGCUCUCCUCCCCGUCCCCUGGGGUUUUACCCCAGAGACUGGAGUUGGGAAGACCACCUGGUAGCCCUUAGCAGGCCUGAGGUAGCUUUUCUGUGGCCAAGGGUCAGCAGCAGGGGCAUCCCUGUCACUUCUCCUUUGAAGCAGUCAGUGUAGUACCAGCAGGUCUGAUAGCGUGUGCGUCUGCCUUUAGGGUUAGACCCCUGUUUGAGUGUCACCCUGAGAUGUUUUCAAACGUUCCCAGUUAGUGGGGUUCUAGGACUCCUUCCUGGGCGGUGGUGGGCCCUUCUAGCCUCCCCUGGGUCCCUGUAGGGUGAGACUGUAGUAAUGCUGUCCCCUGGGAUGAGGGUCCCAGCAUGUCACCGCGUCCUGCCGUGUGUUGUCUCAUUUCUUAGUUGACAGCGGACUAUAGCAGGCAAGCCCAUGCUUUGUGCCCUGUGUCUCUUGUGUGAAAGACCCACACUGAACAUGUCUACUGGGAGGUAUGGAACGCAUCAUGUUCUGCUGGCUGUGCCUUGCCCUGCUCCAUCCCAGCAUUUCUCGGUGCCCCUUUGGUGCUCAACACCUGGGCCGGCUCUUAAGCUGUGAUCUCAGCAUAGCUGAAAUCCUGUCUGGCCCCGGCAGCAGCCAGCCCUCCCCACCUUACACAGUCCUGGCCACAAGAAACAGAGUGGUGGUGCACUCUACCUGGCUGUGCAAAAGUGAUGCAGUUUCCAGCAGGACAAUUGCCUGCUCUUUAAAGAGGCCAGUUGUUUGUUCUGUGGCCUCCAUGAGGAAACUGGGCACAAAUUCUGCUUGCCUGGGGGAAUGUCGACACCUGCUCUGGCUGCCCCUGUCAGGAUACAGGUCACUAGAUAGCAGCAGCCCUGAAGGUCUGGCCCCUGGUUCUUGUGGGUAGCUGAAAGUCACGACCCAGGGCUAUGCCAGGACUGAGGGCCUUCUGCCUUCUGGCAGGGUUCAGAAAGUGAGGUAGAGGAAGGCAGCCUGGGGACCCUCGCAGGACCUCUUUUACCUCUUGAGAAUAGAUUGGCACAGGGGAGCUGGGGCCAUGCAGUGUUUCAGGCUGUGGGUAAGACAGAGGAGGAGUCUGGGGGAAUAUUUUGUGAAGUGUUGUGAGGCCCACAGAGGAAAGCAGAGCACACACCCCAGCUCAUCCACCUGCCAGCCUCUCCAGAGACUGUGAAUAGCAUUCCAGGAAGCAGAGGGCUGUUGCGAAUGUCCACAUCCCGGCCUCUGUCCAGAAGGUACCAUGUCCCUAAGGCAGCACAGCAGUCAGCUGAGCGGGGCGUCUGCCCGGGGGCACCUUCUUGCCUCCUUCCCUUUUCUUCUCCAUCCACAUUUUCUGAGGAUUGGGGCACCAGGGAGUUGAAGCACCAAAUGCUCCUGGGUAGCCUCCAGCAGGGACUGCAGACACACCACCCACGCAGCUCCCCCUUAAUUGGCUUCCCUCUGACCCUUUGUGGUCAGCUUGUAAGGGCCUGGAAAUCGGGCAUAAUUGCAAAGACAGCCAGUCACCUCCCCUGACCACCUUAGUCUGCCUCAGGGCCACCUGGGGUUGGGACCACAUGCCUGCUAUUUUGGACCUGUCAUUAAUGACACCCUUUUCACUGAACAGUGUGUGGUGGCGCUCACCCAUGGUAGACUUGGCAGCCGGUGGAUGGCAUCCAGCAAAGGGAAGGUGUCUGGACAUGCCCAGCAACAAGGUCCUGGGUGGGCCACUCCUGCCACCCCAAGAGGAGACCAGGGACCACCAGUACCAACCCCAAGGCCCUUGCCUCCUUCCUCUCCUGCACACUGCUAAGCAGUGCAGGGACUGUCACUGGUGCCUGGCUAAGACAUUUCCUACCUGACAGGGUGACUUUUCCACCGUCUCUGGGUCACCACAGGGUGGAUCAGCAACCCAGUCCCUACCCUCUGUGUUCCCUCCGCUUGGGGCAAUCAGCACAUUGGAAAGAGGCUCGGUGGAACUUAAGGUACUAUUUUUUAUUUUCAGUCUAGAUCUUUCCUGGCUAGACUGCAGGAGAGCUAGUGGGAGUUGUGAGUAUACCAUUGCGUUUGUGUGUGUGACCAGCGAGGGUCCACCCCCCAAAUCACACACCAAGCCCAUGGUUCUGUCUUCCGUUUGCAAGUCGUAGCAGCUCUGUUUUCCCAAAGUAGAGUGUGCCCGCAGGAGUCUGGGUCAAGUGAGGUCAUAGUCAGCAGGUCAUCUGGCCAUCGUUACUGUCCCACCUGGUGCUGGUUGCCACUGGCACUGUGGCAUCAGGGAGCCGGAUCAGCAGAGACGGUAAAGUUAGAAGCCAGCAGCCCAUCCUGAAGGCCUAGACACCACUACCAGGCAGGUGGUCAAAGCAGCGACCCACAGCAAGGCCAGCCACAGGGCUGAGCAGGCCCGAGGGAGAGGCGAACGCCCCAUUUCCCCUGCUGCGCCAUGUCCGGAGGCUUUGAGUUCACUGUGAAAAGGAUGUUACAAGUCGGUUGCUGUGCCACUCCAAAAUCAGUUGUGACUGGCGUAUACCCUAGACCCCUUAGACAAGUAAGAUAACCUUCAACAGCAAACUAAAUGACCCAAUUGGAAAACACAAAAGCCGGCCUUCCAAGGAUUUCCACAUGAAUCUGUAGGAACUCUGACUGAGGACGCGCGGGGUUGGUGUAGACAGCUGCGGACCGUUCUGUUCUUUUCUCUGAUGGCACACCUCUUGUGUUCAGUUCUGUUACCCAAAAACAAAGACCAAAGAAGGCCAAUCUCUCAUUUGACUGUAUUUUUAAUCUGCCUGUUUGACACUUGCUGUCUGUAGGAACCGCUCGCUGUGAGGCCCCAUCUUGACAGUCCAAGUGAUUGUGACCAGUGAUUAGUGUCCCGUGUUCUGCUCUUCUAAGAAACAAAGACAGUGUGAGUUAUUGCUCAGCAAUAAUCUUGUCACUAGGAGGUAGCGACGUGUCUGAUUUCCUGAUAGCAUUACGAUGUUUCGUACUUCGUUUACUGUAUACUGUGUGGUUUUAUUUAUUUGUGUUUUGAGGUCUUGCGAUGUUUUUGUUCCGCUGCUAAUAAUAAAGUUUGUAAGACUGUAGAAUGCAAAAUUUUGCAAUGCUAAACUGUCUAUUAGAGGAAAAUAAAGCUGAUUAAGAGUC